CUCUUUCUCUGUUCUUCCUUUCUCCCUCACUCAGCUCUCCCUCUUUCUCUCUGGGCCUCUGUCUUUCUGCCUGUCUCCCCCGCUGUCGACGCCUCUUCUGUCUGGUGAGCUGACCACUCACCCCUCUAGGCGAAGAUGUCGGCCCAGGAGAGCUGCCUCAGCCUCAUCAAGUACUUCCUCUUCGUUUUCAACCUCUUCUUCUUCGUGAGUUGUCUCAUGGCUACCCAGCCCGGGCCCCAGUCCCUGUCACAGCCCCACCUUCAUAUCCCCUUUGUCCACCACCAUAUUCUCAUUCCCUCUCUCCAGGUCCUGGGUGGCCUUAUUUUCUGCUUUGGCAUCUGGAUACUCGUCGACAAGACCAGCUUUGUGUCCUUUGUGGGCUUGUCCUUCGUGCCCCUGCAGAUCUGGUCCAAAGUCCUGUCCAUCUCGGGAAUCCUCACCAUGGGUCUCGCUCUCCUAGGUUGUGUGGGGGCCCUCAAAGAGCUCCGCUGCCUUCUGGGCCUGUAUUUUGGGAUGCUGCUGCUCCUGUUUGCCACACAGAUCACCCUGGGAAUCCUCAUCUCUACUCAGCGGGUCCGGCUGGAGCGAAGUAUGGAGGAUAUCGUGAAAAAGACCAUCCAAAACUACCGUGCCGACCCGGAGGAUACAGCGGCGGAGGAAAGCUGGGACUACGUGCAAUUCCAGCUGCACUGCUGCGGCUGGCAUUCUCCGCAGGACUGGUUCCAGGUCCCCAUCCUGAGAGGCAACCAGUCGGAAGAGCACGGUGUGCCCUGCUCCUGCUACAACUCGUCGGCGACCAACGACUCCGCAAUCUUGGAUAGGAUGAUCUUUCCCCAGCUCAGCCGUUACGGACCACUGGCGCGGCUCAGACACAGUACAGACCUCUGCGUGGUCCCCGCAAAAAGCCACAUCUACCGCGAGGGCUGCGCGCAGAACCUCCAGAAGUGGCUGCACAACAACCUCAUUUCCAUAGUGGGCAUCUGUCUGGGCGUCGGUCUACUCGAGCUCGGCUUCAUGACGCUCUCGAUAUUCCUGUGCAGAAACCUGGACCACGUCUACAACCAGCUGGCUCGAUACCGCUAGGGCCCGCCCUUCCCAGAGUCGUGCCCCGACCCCUUGAGGCGCUCUGAGCACUUCCCUGCCGCCUGUAAACACUUGUUUAACCUCCAGGCAUUGAGCCUUGCGCCGCCUCAUGCCCCUGGGGACCCAGGUGUCUGCCUGCCCCGCGGCUGUCACCUUUCCCGUGGGACCCGGGGCUUCCGUCCACCAGCUUCCUGCCCACAAAGAGACUUCGUUUUCUUAGCCUACUAC
This is a messenger RNA of Carlito syrichta (Philippine tarsier), 1311 nucleotides long. It is a transcript of the gene CD37, whose product is annotated as CD37 molecule. The transcript has 7 exons. Gene Ontology annotation, cellular component: membrane. Lineage: Eukaryota; Metazoa; Chordata; Mammalia; Primates; Tarsiidae. The record is from RefSeq and is a predicted model, not a curated record. The coding region runs from base 136 to 1083 and encodes 315 amino acids.